AUGGCCGACUUCUCGAUGUAUCAUAACCUAGGUGACGGCGCCAUGCCAGGCGAUGAGAGAAUGAAAUCGCAAAUACGGACUGGGCCUGCAGCUCCUCAGUUUGUUCCUCCGGUUGCACAGCCGCCAUCGGGAUACAUGCAGAGUGGAGGUGCUCCUCAACAGACAUACCAGCACCCUCACGGUUUCACGCAAUCCUCCCCGUAUCCUCCAUCUUCGGCGGGCUACCCAUCGCCCCAGGGGAAUGUUCAGUCUCCAGCCGAUAUGCAAUCAGGAAUGCACAAUUUAACUGCUCAGAUGGGCGGACUAGGAAUUGCUGGAGGAGGGCCACCAAGUUCCGCUGGUGGAACCACCAGGGCGCAUAAGAAGAAAGAUAGACAUGCGUAUCAUGAGUUUGGAGCCCCAGCAGGAUCGUCCCAAGCGUUUAAUGGCAUGCCUCCAGGCUCUACCCAGCAACCAUCACAAUUUCUCAACCAACAAAGCCCUCAGGUAGCUCCUCCACAUGGUGGAUUCGGCUCUCCUCAGGUGCAACAGCAAAGGAACUCCAGCGUCGUCGGAGACGGCGCUGUACCAACUCAGGGCAGGGUUGACCCAGAGCAGAUACCCAGUGUUCCACGGUCUCGCGAUGUUCCUGCUCAAUAUUACCUCGAACAUACCUACCCAACUAUGGAACGGCACGUACCGCCACCAUCCACUGUUCCAUUCGUUGCCCAUGAUCAAGGCAACUCGUCGCCAAAGUUUGCUCGACUGACCAUCAACAAUAUCCCUUCUACCGCGGAGGCACUUGCUUCAACCUCGCUGCCGUUAGGCCUUAUACUGCAACCCCUUGCUCCGCUCGAUGAGGCAGAGCAACCAGUCCCUGUUUUGGACUUCGGAGAUUCUGGACCCCCUCGAUGUCGAAGAUGCAGGGCUUACAUUAAUCCGUUUAUGACGUUUCGAUCUGGCGGAAAUAAGUUCAUUUGCAACAUGUGUACAUUUCCCAACGAAGUUGCUCCUGAGUACUAUGCACCACUUGACCCUUCAGGUGUACGUGUGGAUCGGAUACAUCGCCCAGAAUUGAUGCAGGGAACUGUUGAAUUUUUGGUCCCCAAGGAAUACUGGAAUAAAGAACCCGUGGGCUUGCGUUGGCUGUUCCUUCUGGAUGUUUCUCAGGAGGCUGUAUCACGAGGAUUUUUAGAGGCAUGUUGUGAUGGUUUGUUGUCUGCCCUGUACGGAUCAGACGGCGAUGGAGAGGAACCUGAAAGUACGGAAGAUGGUGAAUCCAAACCCCGUAGGAAUCUACCAGAGGGAUCUAAGAUCGGAAUCAUAACUUUUGAUAAGGAGGUCCAUUUUUACAAUCUGAGUCCCCAGUUAGAACAAGCACAAAUGAUUGUUAUGCCGGAUUUGGAGGACCCGUUCGUUCCUUUGAGUGAGGGAUUGUUUGCCGAUCCAUAUGAGUCAAAGCAUGUCAUAUCCUCACUCUUGACACAAAUACCCACUCUAUUUUCGUUCAUUAAGUACCCAGAGCCAGCCCUUCUCCCCACAUUAAACUCCGCUUUAUGCGCCUUGGAGUCGACCGGAGGAAAGAUUGUUUGUUCAUUAAGCUGCCUUCCCACCUGGGGCCCUGGGCGUCUCUUUAUGAGAGAUCAAGGGAUGGGCCCUGGAACCGAUGCUGAACGAAAACUUUUUACUACUGAGCAUGUCGAGUGGAAGAAAACAGCUACAAAGGCAGCAGAGACUGGAAUUGGUGUAGAUUUCUUCAUAGCAGCUGGUGGUGGGGCUUAUAUGGACAUCGCAACGAUAGGACACGUAUCCGCUGUUGCUGGAGGUGAAAUGUUUUUUUACCCUAAUUUCCAUGCUCCUCGCGAUAUCCAGAAACUCUCCAAGGAAAUAUGUCAUUCCAUUACCCGAGAAACUGGUUAUCAGGCUCUUCUGAAAGUCCGUUGCUCAAAUGGCCUCCAGAUCUCGUCAUACCAUGGAAACUUCCUUCAGCAUACAUUUGCCUCAGACCUUGAAAUGGGAAGUAUCGAUGCAGAUAAAGCAUUCGGUAUCAUGUUCACCUAUGAUGGUAAACUUGACCCUAAACUGGAUGCCCAUUUCCAGGCAGCCCUUCUCUAUACUGCUGGCAAUGGACAGCGACGUGUUAGGUGUAUAAACAUCGUAGCUGGUGUCAACGAUGGUGGAAUGGAGACCAUGAAAUCUCUUGAUCAGGAUGCCAUUGUUUCCAUUCUUGCGAAAGAAGGUAGGCAAAUCUUCAUUUUUCUCUUGGUGAGUGUUGUUGUUGCUAACGUGCCACGGUUAGCUGCCUCCAAGGUUCCUGAAAAGGCCCUAUCAGAAAUCCGGGCUAGUUUAACAGAGAAGAGUAUUGAUAUUCUAGCAAGCUACCGCAAGAACUUUUCAUUGUCACAUCCCCCAGGCCAACUGGUGUUGCCUGAAUAUAUACAGGAGUUUUCAAUGUAUAUGCUAAGCUUGCUAAAGUCUCGUGCCUUUAAAGGGCUUUUCAAGGCGAUUAACAAAUAUACUCGUGUCUCAACAGGAGGCCAUGAGCCCUCGGACCGUCGUAUCCAUGAUGUUCGAAUGCUUCGCUCCUUUGGAUGCCGGGAGCUUUCUCUCUAUCUAUACCCACGGAUUAUUCCAAUCCACAACUUAGACCCCAAGGAUGGGUUCUCUAACGAGCAUGGGCAGUUACAAGUGCCGCCAAGCCAGCGAGCAUCAUUCUCAAAAAUCGAAGACGGAGGGGUCUAUAUUGUGGAAAAUGGACAAAUAUGUAUCCUUUGGAUUCACGCACUCGUGUCCCCUAACCUUCUCGAAGACCUUUUCGGCCCAGGCUACAACUCCCUUAAAUCUCUCGAUCCGAAUACGUCCACUAUCCCGGUUCUAGAAACACAGCUCAACGCUCAGGUACGCAAUAUCCUGCAAUACCUAAGUACAGUCCGUGGCUCAAAGGCCAUGACUAUCCAACUGGCGAGACAAGGUAUCGAUGGGUCUGAAUAUGAAUUUGCGCGAAUGCUAUUGGAGGACAGAAACAAUGAGGCACAGAGUUAUGUUGAUUGGCUGGUUCAUCUGCACCGGCAAAUCAACAUCGAGCUCGGUGGCCAUCGUAAGAAAGAGGAUGGCUCCGUCGCAGGUGCUGUCGGUGCCGGAGUGGAAAGCACUUUGUCUGGAUUGGCAGGACUACGGCCGUCCUACUGGUAG
Messenger RNA from Trichophyton verrucosum HKI 0517, 3171 nucleotides. RefSeq lists its product as uncharacterized. The transcript has 5 exons. Lineage: Eukaryota; Fungi; Ascomycota; Eurotiomycetes; Onygenales; Arthrodermataceae. Bases 1 to 3171 code for a protein of 1056 amino acids. Gene Ontology annotation, biological process: intracellular protein transport; endoplasmic reticulum to Golgi vesicle-mediated transport; COPII-coated vesicle cargo loading. Gene Ontology annotation, molecular function: zinc ion binding; SNARE binding. Gene Ontology annotation, cellular component: COPII vesicle coat; endoplasmic reticulum exit site. The record is from RefSeq and is a predicted model, not a curated record.